This is a messenger RNA of Carlito syrichta (Philippine tarsier), 1331 nucleotides long. It is a transcript of the gene SLC39A8, whose product is annotated as solute carrier family 39 member 8. The annotation marks the transcript as partial. Gene Ontology annotation, cellular component: membrane. Gene Ontology annotation, biological process: intracellular zinc ion homeostasis; zinc ion import across plasma membrane. Gene Ontology annotation, molecular function: zinc ion transmembrane transporter activity. NCBI's taxonomy places the organism in Eukaryota, Metazoa, Chordata, Mammalia, Primates, Tarsiidae. The transcript is spliced from 8 exons. The record is from RefSeq and is a predicted model, not a curated record.
GUGUUCGGCGCGAAUCGGAGCCUGUCGGCGGCGCAGCUCCGGCGCCUGCUGGAGCAGCUGGGAGCCGCCCCCCGCCAGGGCGCCCUGGAGCCCGGCCAGCUGCACUUUAACCAGUGUUUAUCUGCUGAAGAGAUCUUUUCCCUUCAUGGCUUUUCAAAUGUUACCCAUAUAACCAGCUCCAACUUCUCUGUCAUCUGUCCCGCUGUCUUACAGCAAUUGAACUUUCACCCUUGUGACGACUGGCCCAAGCACAAAACGAAACCAAGUCUUUCAGAAGUUUGGGGAUACGGAUUCCUGUCAGUGACAAUUAUCAAUCUGGCAUCUCUCCUUGGAUUGAUUUUGACUCCAUUGAUAAAGAAAUCUUAUUUCCCAAAGAUUUUGACCUAUUUUGUGGGGCUGGCUAUUGGGACUCUUUUUUCAAAUGCAAUUUUCCAGCUUAUUCCAGAGGCAUUUGGAUUUAAUCCAAAAAUUGACAACUAUGUGGAGAAGGCAGUUGCUGUGUUUGGUGGAUUUUACCUACUUUUCUUUUUUGAAAGAAUGCUUAAGAUGCUGUUAAAGACAUAUGGUCAGAAUGAUCACACCCACUUUGGAAAUGAUGAAUUUGGUCCGCAAGAAAAAGCUCAUCAACCUAAAACAUUACCUGCCAUCAAUGGUGUGACAUGCUAUGCAAACCCUGCUGUCACAGAGCCUAAUGGACACAUUCAUUUUGACAAUGUCAGUGUAGUAUCUCUACAGGAUGGAAAAAAGGAGUCAAGUUCAUGUACCUGUUUGAAGGGACCCAAACUGUCAGAAAUAGGCACAAUUGCCUGGAUGAUAACACUCAGUGAUGCCCUCCACAAUUUCAUCGAUGGUCUAGCUAUUGGAGCUUCCUGCACCUUGUCUCUUCUUCAGGGACUCAGCACUUCUAUAGCCAUCUUGUGUGAGGAGUUUCCUCAUGAGUUAGGGGACUUUGUGAUCCUACUCAAUGCAGGGAUGAGCACUCGCCAAGCCUUGUUAUUCAACUUCCUUUCUGCCUGUUCCUGCUAUGUUGGGUUGGCUUUUGGCAUUUUGGUGGGCAACAAUUUUGCUCCAAAUAUUAUAUUUGCACUUGCUGGAGGCAUGUUCCUCUAUAUUUCUCUGGCAGAUAUGUUUCCAGAGAUGAAUGAUAUGCUAAGAGAAAAAGUAACUGGAAGAAAAACCGAUUUCACCUUCUUCAUGAUUGAGAAUGCUGGAAUGUUAACUGGAUUCACAGCCAUUCUGCUCAUUACCUUGUAUGCAGGAGAAAUCGAAUUGGAGUAAUAGGAAAUGGAAGAUUAAAAGGCAUUAAAUGGAUAAAAACAUCUCCAAAAAGG